AUGGAAACUGAGACACAACUAGAAGGUCACUCGCAGGCCAGCACAACCCCCGUUGCCGCAAACACUACCCUCAAUGCCCUUGUAACAGGCGGAGCGCAGGGCAUCGGAGCGGCAACUGCCCGCAAGCUGGCUAGCAGAGGCAUGAAUGUUCUCAUCGCCGAUAUGUCGGUCGAAGGAAAACAGCUUGCUCAGCAGAUUAAGGACGAAUACGGCGUUGAUGCGGCAUAUCAAUACAUUGACGUUCGGCGCGGAGAGGACAUUGACAUGAUGAUCAAAACAUUUGUUUCGAAAUGGGGUCGCCUAGACUACGCCGCCAAUGUGGCGGGUAUCAAUUUAGACGGAGGUGAACUUAGGGACGACGAAACAAAAGUCUCGCAAGCUGUGUUUGACAGAGCCGAAGCACAGCAAAUGGCCUCUCAAGAGCCCAGACCGGUCCACGUAACUCCAUCCACCCCAAAGGAGAUCGCUUAUCAACGCGGCUCCAUCGUCAACAUCUCUUCGACAGCUGCCUUGACAACAUACGGUUUCCCGUCAUAUAGUGCUACCAAAGCCGCCGUGCUCGCCAUAACUAGAAAUGGUGCCGUCUUCUACGGCAAGCACGGUAUCCGCUGCAACUCUGUUUGCCCAGGUUUCACUGCAACACCGAUGGCUCGACCGAUGUACCCAGACAGCCUGGAGGACCAGGUGACGACCAAUGGCCCGGAAAUUGCUACGAAUGUUCCGCUGAGGAAGAAUGCUUGGCCAGAGGAGACAGCGAGUGUGAUCAGCUUCUUCCUCAGCGAUGAAAGUAGUCAUGUUACAGGAAGUAAUCUUGAGGUUGAUGGGGGCUUAAGUAUUACUGGAAGCUCUCCGUUUUGA
This is a messenger RNA of Zasmidium cellare ATCC 36951, 858 nucleotides long. RefSeq lists its product as uncharacterized. The transcript has 2 exons. Bases 1 to 858 code for a protein of 285 amino acids. NCBI's taxonomy places the organism in Eukaryota, Fungi, Ascomycota, Dothideomycetes, Mycosphaerellales, Mycosphaerellaceae. Gene Ontology annotation, molecular function: oxidoreductase activity, acting on the CH-OH group of donors, NAD or NADP as acceptor. The record is from RefSeq and is a predicted model, not a curated record.